Moneuplotes crassus is the source of this 1601-nucleotide messenger RNA. Lineage: Eukaryota; Ciliophora; Spirotrichea; Euplotida; Euplotidae. The record is from the annotation of a GenBank genome assembly.
UUUAAAUAGCAUAUUAGAACAUAAAAAUGGAAUCAGAGAAAUCUCCCCCUGAAAAGAAAGUAAGCAUCUACGUGGACGACUUCAUGGACGAGGAAGAAGAGAAGAGAGCAUUCCAGCAGCCCCUUCCUGUUAAGAAAAGUCGUGGGGAUUUCGAGAAGAAAGUAAAUGAUAGAGUCAAGUUAAAAUAAAGAACUCUUCAUCUACCAAAGAACUGGCUCUGUAUACGAAUUCUAUGAAUUUACGGGUAAAGUUUUAGGUGAGGGAGGUUUCGGCCAAGUUCAUGAAGUCAAAGAGAAAGACACUGGCCGCCUCCUCGCUUGCAAACAAAUUCCCAGAUCCAAAAUCCGCAACCAAAUGCGAUUCAUCAACGAAGUGCUUGCUCUCAAGAACUGCGAUCAUCCCAACAUUGUCAAGCUAUAUGAAGUGUUCGAAGAAGAACACGAUGUGUUUCUGAUUCAGGAGAAACUCAAUGGCGGUGAACUCUUCGACUACAUCACAAACAGAGACUACUUGACGGAGGCCGAAGCAGCCAAAAUAUUUUCGCAGAUCAUCAAGUCUCUGAUUUACUGUCACAAGAUGAAGCUGAUCCACAGAGACUUGAAGCCAGAAAACUUUAUGUUCAAGUCUAGCAAGCCUAACUCUACAUUGAAGCUCAUCGAUUUCGGGUAUGCUAGGAUUUUCCAGAAACAAACCAAUGAAAACAAGUCAAAGAUAUUGAGAAUGAGGUCCAAAGUCGGUACUGAGAACUUCAUGGCUCCAGAAAUGAUCCUCCGCAACUACUCCAGCUCCUGUGAUAUCUGGGCUGCCGGAGUCAUCCUCUACAUCAUGCUCUGAGGAUUCUACCCGUUCGAAGGCGAAGACGAAGAAGAAACUUUCAAACUCAUCGAGAACAUUGAGUACGACUUUGAUGAUGAAGUGUUCGAUUCGAUCUCAGACGAAGCCAAAGACUUGAUCAACAAGAUCUUGACACCAGAGAAAGACAGGAUCACACUUGAACAGGUUCUCGAACACCCUUGGAUCAUCAAAAACCUUGAGGAGCCUGAUGAUGGAGCCAUCAACACAAACUUGAUUGACAGACUCAAGAAGUUCUCGAAGAGCACCAAACUCCGUAAAGCAGUUGCAACUCUGAUUGCAACACAGGUGACAGACCGGAGUGUGUUCGAAAGCACGAAUGCCUUCAACAAGAUCGACACCAACAAGGACGGCUACAUCACUCUAGACGAGCUUGAGAGAGGAAUGGCUUCUCACCCGACUCAAGUCAAGCACAUCAUGGACCAAGUCGACACUGACCAGAACAACAAAAUCAACUAUAAUGAGUUCAUUGCUGCUACACUAGAAGACAAGACUCUAAAGAACUGUUUCAGUAUCAACAAAGCUUUCGAUUUCUUCGACAAAAACAAAGACGGCCAGAUUGAUAAAGACGAGCUACAGGAAAUCCUCCAAGACUCAGACAUUGAUAGGGUGGAGACCAACAUCAUCAAAGGGAUUCUCCUUGAAUGUGAUGUUAACAAUGAUGGAGUGAUCGACAAGAAGGAGUUCUUCAGAUGAAUGAGUCUUAAGAGGCAAGAUCCUUAAUACUUUCUCAUAUAAAUUGUUUGCUU